Messenger RNA from Lactuca saligna, 908 nucleotides. Lineage: Eukaryota; Viridiplantae; Streptophyta; Magnoliopsida; Asterales; Asteraceae. The record is from the annotation of a GenBank genome assembly.
AUGGAUCUGAAGCCUCUUCCUUUUGCACUGGAUGCCCUUGAGCCACAUAUGAGCAAAGAGACGUUAGAGUAUCAUUGGGGAAAGCACCACAGAUCUUACGUGAACAACCUAAACAAGCAAAUAGAAGGAACUGAACUAAAUAAAAUGACAUUAGAAAGCAUAAUUUUGACUUCAUACAACAAAGGUGAUAUUCUUCCGACCUUCAACAAUGCUGCACAGAUAUGGAACCAUGAGUUUUUCUGGGAGUCUAUGAAACCUAAUGGAGGUGGAAAGCCAUCUGGAGAACUUUUGGAACUGAUAAAAAGAGAUUUUGGUUCGUUUGAAGGCGUAAUCAGUGAGUUGAAAUCAGCUGCCACGACUCAGUUCGGUUCUGGUUGGGCUUGGCUUGUAUACAAAGAGGAUGAGAAGAAACUUGCUGUCGUGAAUAGCCCAAAUGCAAUUAAUCCUCUUGUUUUGGACUACCAUCCUCUUCUCACCAUUGAUGUUUGGGAGCAUGCAUACUACCUCGACUUUCAGAACCGCAGGCCUGAUUAUGUAUCGGUGUUCUUGGAUAAGCUUGUGUCUUGGGAAGCAGUGAGUUUGAGGCUUGAAGCAGCAAAGAUUUUAAUGGCAGGGAAGAAAAAAGGAGAUGAAAGCAAUUGAAGUGGAUGUUAUUGAGCAAAUGGAGCUUUUGAACAAUAAAUGAUUGUAACCAUAUUUGUAUCUGUAUGGUUAUUUAACUUUUGUUAAAGUUGAAUUAUGGUAUGAUAUCAUAUUUAUCGAGGAUUACAACUUACAUGUUUGAAAAAGUUAUUGAACAAUUCAAAUCGAAGUCACACAAUAUGGAAGCGAUAAAAGCUAGAUAUUUUCAAGAAAACAAAUAAAGAGAACCCAAAACAGGAGAAACUUUUUAUUAUAAUAUUUCGAUC